Penicillium angulare is the source of this 873-nucleotide messenger RNA. RefSeq lists its product as uncharacterized. NCBI's taxonomy places the organism in Eukaryota, Fungi, Ascomycota, Eurotiomycetes, Eurotiales, Aspergillaceae. The record is from RefSeq and is a predicted model, not a curated record. The transcript has a single exon. Gene Ontology annotation, molecular function: hydrolase activity. The coding region runs from base 1 to 873 and encodes 290 amino acids.
AUGGAGCUCAACAUGGAAGGGAUGUGGGACACUCAUCUCCACCUUUUUGAUCCGGAUCUCUAUCCAUACAAAUCUACACGCACCUACACCCCGUCUCCGGCUUCCCUAGAUGCUUGGAUUGAGCAGAUCCGAGCGGAUCGCUUGGUUCUGGUUCAAGCUUCCAUAGAAGAUGGACCCGCAGGAUUAAUCGGUCAUCUUGGCCGUAUUCGAAAUGAUUACCCCCGCCUAUUAGCCCGUGGCAUAAUUUGCAUGGACGAGAGCUGGGAGAAACUGACCCAAGCGGAUUGUGACACCCUGCACAAUCUGGGUGUCCGAUACUGUCGUAUUCAUGGCUUCUUUGGUGGAGGGAGAACCGAUACACUUGCUAUAAAAGAACAAAUUAGUGUCUUCGCCAACUCAUAUCCGUGCAGGACAUUUGGAUGGGGUCUCUCCGCGCAGCUUCCUCUAGAUACCUGGUCCUCUCUGAAAGAUUUUCUGCUCAAUGAUCCAGAAGUUUCCCAUCUCUCAGUCAUUGCCGAUCAUGUUGGCUGCGCGAAACCCACCGAUAUCGGCCAGUCCAGCCUUCAUGAUUUUGUGCAGCUACUACAAUCCGGCAGGAUUAAUGUGAAGAUUUCAGCCCUAUAUCGCCGAUCUGGUGAAAGCCUAGCUGAUAUGAAAUCAAUCAUUCGAUUAUAUGCAGAUAGUGCUCCCUUUGCACUAAUAUGGGGUAGCGACUGGCCUCACGUGGAUUCCUCCAGCCGCAGCUCAAAAGAUCGAGUGACAUCCAUAGCGGCGGAUCCCAAUAACGAGAUCAUGCUUUUACGAAGUUGGCUAUCGAAAGAUCAAUUUCGAAGUAUGUUGGUUGACAAUCCAGAGCGAUUAUUUGCACAUUAA